Molecule: messenger RNA, 732 nt
Organism: Pelmatolapia mariae (spotted tilapia)
Lineage: Eukaryota; Metazoa; Chordata; Actinopteri; Cichliformes; Cichlidae
Product: gastrula zinc finger protein XlCGF71.1-like
Exons: 2
Coding region: 1-732 (243 amino acids)
Biological process (GO): urogenital system development; embryo development; regulation of transcription by RNA polymerase II
Cellular component (GO): nucleus
Molecular function (GO): DNA-binding transcription factor activity, RNA polymerase II-specific; RNA polymerase II transcription regulatory region sequence-specific DNA binding
Source: RefSeq, a predicted model, not a curated record
AUGAUCCAUGUUGGAGUUAAAUCAUUUGUCUGUGAUCAGUGUGGAAAGUCUUUUCAGGAUAGAGAUCACUUAGAGAGACAUCAGGGCGUCCACAGUCAAGUUAAACCUUUCACCUGUGAUCAGUGUGGAAAUUCUUUUACUGGGAUUGAUAGGUUAAAAACGCAUCAGCUCAUCCACAGUGGAGAGAAACCAUUCAGUUGUGAUCUGUGUGGAAAGUCUUUUACUCAGAUGGGCAAUUUAAAAGCACAUCAGCUCAUCCACAGUGGAGAUAAACCUUUCAGCUGUGAUCAGUGUGGAAAGUCUUUUGCUUAUGUUAGUAACUUAAAAAGACAUCAGCUCAUCCACAGUGGAGAUAAACCUUUCAACUGUGAGCAGUGUGAACAGUCUUUUACUCACAUUGCUGCCUUGAAAUCACAUCAGCUCAUCCACUCUGGUACUAAACAAUUUGUAUGUGGUCAGUGUGGAAAGGCUUUUACUUACAUUGCUGCCUUAAAAUCACAUCAGCUCAUCCACUCUGGUACUAAACAAUUUUUAUGUGGUCAGUGUGGAAAGGCUUUUACUCAUAUGACUGGCUUAAAAUCACAUCAGCUCACCCACAGUGGAGAUAAACCUUUCAGCUACACUUUACCCUACCGGCCAGAGAGGCCGAUGGCGCGGUAUAGCAGCUUCGCUUCUGUCAGUCUGCCUCAGGGCAGCUGUGGCUACAACCUGCUUGCCUCCACCAGUGUGUGA